AUGUCAAAAAAUCAAUAUCAAACCAAAACAACGCACACGCAGGCACUGGCAUUUUCCUCCUGUUUAAUGAAUAUUUUGGAAAAAGUUUAAAAUUCACUAAAUGGGCAAAACAAGUAAGGACAAACGUGAUGUCUACUACCGGUUGGCUAAGGAGGAAGGUUGGCGAGCAAGGAGCGCCUUUAAACUAAUCCAUAUCAAUGAGGUAUUCAAUAUUUUCGAAGGUGUAACCAGGGCAGUAGAUUUGUGUGCGGCACCGGGCAGCUGGAGCCAAGUCUUGUCUAAAAAGCUUUACGAGAACCGGGAUAAGGAAGCUGACGAUGUAAAAAUAAUUGCCGUAGAUUUGCAAGCUAUGGCUCCCCUGCCGGGUGUAACACAGCUUCAGGGAGAUAUCACUAAAACAAGCACAGCCAAUGCUAUUAUCGAGCAAUUUGGAAAUGGACAGAAAGCUCAGCUUGUAAUCUGUGACGGUGCACCGGAUGUAACAGGUUUGCACGAUAUUGAUGAAUACAUCCAGUCUCAACUACUGCUAGCCGCUCUUAAUAUAACCACGCACGUUCUCACACUCGGUGGCACUUUUGUAGCUAAAAUUUUCCGCGGAAAAGACACUACCUUACUGUAUUCGCAGUUGAGAAUCUUUUUCGAAAAAGUUUCCAUUGCCAAGCCAGCCAGCUCUCGAAAUUCCAGUAUUGAGGCGUUCGUCGUCUGUCAGAACUAUAAACCACCCGAAGGGUACAUCCCGCAGAUGAUAAAUCCAAUGCUGGACGAUGUGCAGAAAAUCGCUACCGAAACCGAGUCGGAAGUUAACCGCUCUAUUAUCCCAUUCAUCGUGUGCGGUGAUUUGCGUUGCUUUGAUUCCGACAUGUCUUACAGUUUGAAUCUGGAUCCUGAGAAAGACUACGAGUAUCGAGAUGUCGUACAAAAGCCUCUGGCUCCGGCUUACAGUGAAGUUCUAGAACGUAUGAAGACGACGUCACUCAAACACGGCAGCAUCAAGGUUGAAUAUGACAAAAAGAAGGAUUAGUUUGCUUUAGUGUCAGCGACUUAAAAGGAGUUUGAAACGUACGAUUGAUGGUAUGCAAACAAUCAGUCGAAUGGCUGCAAUGCUGAUGUAAAAUUAAGCAACUUAAUAAGUAGAUUAGUGGCAGUUAUCAAAAAGGGGGUUGGUUUAAUUUUUUAAGCUUAAUUUGACAAUACAUAAAUCAUGUAGAUGUAAUGCACUAAAUAAUGCACUUGGCAGCAGGUGCAGAACGUUGUGCAGUAGAACAUCAGCAAAUAGCCGCUAUCAAGAUUCCGUUACGACGAAAGGUACAACAGUCCUCUGACGAAAAUCAAAUAUUCGAGAAAAAUAUUGUCACGUAAAGCAAUUUUAUGCCACGCUGACCUUCGCUUAACUUACUUUAUAAAUGCAAAAAUCUCAAAGAGAAUCAAUGAUUUAUUCAAGGAAACUAUUUGAAUUUCAUACUGAAUAAAUAAACUGUUCAAACAUAA
Molecule: messenger RNA, 1488 nt
Organism: Wyeomyia smithii (pitcher-plant mosquito)
Lineage: Eukaryota; Metazoa; Arthropoda; Insecta; Diptera; Culicidae
Gene: Trm7-32
Product: putative tRNA (cytidine(32)/guanosine(34)-2'-O)-methyltransferase
Exons: 3
Coding region: 101-1021 (306 amino acids)
Biological process (GO): tRNA methylation; cytoplasmic translation
Cellular component (GO): cytoplasm
Molecular function (GO): tRNA methyltransferase activity
Source: RefSeq, a predicted model, not a curated record